Messenger RNA from Colletotrichum phormii, 360 nucleotides. RefSeq lists its product as uncharacterized. The transcript is spliced from 3 exons. NCBI's taxonomy places the organism in Eukaryota, Fungi, Ascomycota, Sordariomycetes, Glomerellales, Glomerellaceae. Bases 1 to 360 code for a protein of 119 amino acids. The record is from RefSeq and is a predicted model, not a curated record.
AUGGUAAACUGGGGUACUUUAAUUUUGGCCGCUAUGGUUGCCGGCUCCGUAGCCAAAGACUGUGCCUUUUUCUACGACUCCACUGUCUCGGAUCCCUUCAUGGCUUCUAUUCCUGCUUCUAACGCACAGUGGUACUGCAAAAACGACAUUGGCGGUACAAUGGAAGACAAGAGUUGUUGGUAUCCCUAUCACAGAGAAGUUGGUGCGGCAUUUGUUGAGGAGCUAGGAGUUCGACUAAGAACUACGACAUCCCUGAUAAGAUUGGCAACUACGCAACGAGAUGCGGGUAUUAUGCUCCCGGCAAGUGCACAGCGAACUAGAAGCCAAAGUCGGCGCAUCAAUGGCCUCGAAAACACAUGA